Molecule: messenger RNA, 468 nt
Organism: Physella acuta
Lineage: Eukaryota; Metazoa; Mollusca; Gastropoda; Physidae
Product: salivary glue protein Sgs-4-like
Source: RefSeq, a predicted model, not a curated record
AUGGGUCGUGGUUGGCCAUCGAUGAGUCAUGACCGGCCAUUCAUGUGUCGUGACUGGCCACCGAAAAGUCGUGAUCGGCCAACCAUGUGUCUUGACAGGCCUCGGAAGGGUCAUGACCGGCCAUUGAUAGGUCAUGACCGGCCAUCGAUGUGUCGUGACCGGCCAACUAUGUGUCUUGACAGGCCAUGGAAGGGUCGUGACCGGCCAUCUAUAGGUCAUGACCGGCCAUUGAUGAGUCAUGACCGGCCAUCGAUGUGUCGUGACCGGCCAUUGAUGGGUCAUGACCGGCCAUCGAAGUGUCGUGACCGGCUAACUAUGUGUCUUGACAGGCCAUGGAAGGGUAGUGACCGGCCAUCGAUAGGUCAUGACCGGCCAUUGAUGGGUCAUGACCGGCCAUCGAAGUAUCGUGACCGGCCAACUAUGUGUCUUGACAGUGUCCAUGGAAGGGUCGUGACCGGCCAUCGAUAG